Serpula lacrymans var. lacrymans S7.9 is the source of this 189-nucleotide messenger RNA. RefSeq lists its product as uncharacterized. NCBI's taxonomy places the organism in Eukaryota, Fungi, Basidiomycota, Agaricomycetes, Boletales, Serpulaceae. Bases 1 to 189 code for a protein of 62 amino acids. The record is from RefSeq and is a predicted model, not a curated record. The transcript has a single exon.
AUGGUCUUCAAGUUACCGUACCGUAUUACAGUUACUGUAAAAUGUCAAAACACUGGCAUCGACAGGAAGAACCGUUGCGUCAGGAUAGAGCUGCCAAAAAAAAUAGCGAGACAAUCAUGCAAGGCAUAUAUCACUCAGUUUGUUCAUUUAUCUUUGGAGUUUCCACUAGCAAGGGAAAAAAAGGACUAG